Molecule: messenger RNA, 5413 nt
Organism: Daldinia vernicosa
Lineage: Eukaryota; Fungi; Ascomycota; Sordariomycetes; Xylariales; Hypoxylaceae
Exons: 3
Coding region: 5-5413 (1802 amino acids)
Source: RefSeq, a predicted model, not a curated record
UACGAUGGGGGAGCCAAGCCCGACAGCCGGUGAGGAUGUUGGGGACAAGUUUUUACCAGAUGUGCCCAUAGGUCCUGGCGGGAGAGAUCCCAGAAUUAUGCUACCCCUAAUCCUAAACUUCCUACUCGACGAAGACGUUUACAAACAUCCGCAAUGGGAUCGUCGGUUUGCGGAGGUUAUCAAAUAUCUCGAUGAAGCUGAUGAAGGCCGUCAUCUAGGCGAUCUCGGCUACGAUGACUCCUACACGCGCGCCAUGUUGGACGAUGCGCUCAUCAUAGUCGAGGUACAUAAGAGGUAUCAGAAGUGGAAAUCCGGUCCAACUCGCUGGACGUCAGAAAUCAUACCUGGCCAGCGUACUACUGAACGUCUUCCGAAUUUUCCUGGUCAAUCUCUUAUUCAGCCCGCCCUCGAGAGAAUGCGAAACAAAUACAAGCGUUACGAUGAAUUGCGCGAAAUUCAAACCGACGGUAUAUUCCCUGAGUUGUCUGCGAGGGGAGUUAAAGCGGUUGAGUACUAUCAGAGUGCCGAGGAGCUUUACUUUGAAAACUGUCUUAAACCUGCCACCUACGACCCGCGCAUUUUCAACGGGUUUAGAUAUGAAAAUGAGAUGUUUGAACAGUGCAUUACGAAUGGGGUUGAGGAAACUUGUAGGUUAAUACCACCUCGACCUGCCGAUCAGAUUCCUACCAUAUUUGAUGAGGAUCAGGAGAGCGAUGGGCUCACCGAGGCUGAAAAGCUGCAAAAUCUGAGAGAAUUCUACGACGCGCGAGGUUGGCAGCGGGCUGCGCUUCAGCAAUGCUUAAACAUGUUCACCAACUACGAGAAUAGAAUUCUCAAUACCCCAUGGCGCCGAGUAGUUUUACCCUACGAACAGCCUAACCCGGUUUUGGAGGACAUCGUUUACCAGCCCCGGGCACUUCCCCCAGAGAAGGUCCACAAGAGUCUUAAGGAACCGUAUCCUUGGGUAUAUUGGUAUAACCAACAUCAGGAGCUUAUCCAGGUCCUAGCCGGCUGGCAGCGCCGCCGUUAUAACCUAGAAAACUGGCAGGAUUUCCAAAGAGCUGCCCUACCCGCCAACUUCCAAGGCCCUUAUGUCAAUAGAAGCCUUUCGGUAUAUAAUGAUCACUGGCUUAGAAUGGGCGCAUAUCUAAGACGGCUACGUAGACAUCUACAGGACACAUUCGGCAUAGCUCCACGGCCUUUCUUGCUGGCUAUUCUGAGGGAUAUCCAAGCUGGGAUAGAAUGGCGCCCUAACCCGACGAGCAAUGCCACUGUAUGGAGUCCCGACGAGGCGGAAACCCGUAGACAAGCCCGUCCAGAUAUUAUGAGAAGGGAAAAGAUCGAUUGGGUCAAUUUAGAGUCGUCUCUAAACUUACCUCCGACUAUCCUGCUGCUUGACGAAUCCGACGCGGCCUGGUUGAGAUAUCUCUGCCAGCCCUCCCGCACCGAGGCAAUGUGCAACCCCAAGCUACAACCGGAGGAUAAUCUUACUAUCCUUUUCGACCAGCGGCUCCAGGAUUUCCUCAACAACCCGGGCGCAUCUAAUGGCCCGGGGAUAGCUGGGAUAGAUAUCUUUGAACCGGAUGUUAAGAAGUGGAAAGAGAGGCAGUAUAAGACUAGACCAACCCUGGAUGAGGCACUUGCAUAUAUUAAUGGUGGCGGUAAAGAUGCUGGGGAGUCUCAUGCAAACGAGACCUACCAAUUUACGCGCGGGGAAGCCAUGGACCAGUUGGAAAUACUUCGUAACCUAGGUCGAGUCCAGUAUUCACAGAAGAAGGACCUAAGUAAGCCCCAGGAAGAGUGGGAUACGUUUAUCAUACGACCGAAAUACGUAAUACAUCCCGAGAAUCGUGUCUACUGGCGUCAUAAAGACCAGAGCUCGUUCACCUCCAACCAGACUUUGUAUCGAAAAGCAAUUGUCGAGCAUUUAGAAAAUAAAUAUGGAUUGAGUGGACCAAAAACUCCUAUUGCGAGGGAUGAGUUUCAACACAUCCUUGAUCAUCUUGGAGAGAACAAGUUGCCCGACAAGUUAGCAGCAAGUACAGGCGAUCGUCCUAAAGGCGCCAAUGAGGACAAGGACGAGGACGAGGACUACGAAGAUGAAGAUGAAGACGAUGAGUUAGAGGGUAAAAUUAGUAGUCACGACAUAUUGGAGAAACGGAUCCAACCCGAGAUUGGUUGGGUUCGGGGCUCAUACCCUGAGGGAGGACUAGAAAACACACGCAACGCGCCUAGUUGGUCUGACCUAGUUCCUUGGGAGAUAAUAGGAAAGAUGUCAGCUGCGAGAAUCAGCGACGAUAUGCGUAAGCAAAUCCGCGAGGAAGCCAAAAGACACCGUCGUCUUCCGGCUCCGGAAAGGACUGUCCAGUUCUUUCGAAACCUUGCCUAUCGAAUGGGACGUACGAUAGCGCACGUCGAGGAAAUUGAACGCAGACUCCAGUACUCGGCGUACGAUAGGGAGACCGGAACCCAAAAGAUGCACCAGUGGAAAGCAAUUUCUACGGAGGCCUUCAAACAGGCUUACGAGCACUGGCACCUUUCUAUUGAGAACGGCGUGGGACCAAUAGAGUUCCUACCGCCGACUAUAGAGGAUAUUGUCUAUAAAGUAGACCCCGACGGGCUUAUGCGGCGUGAGUUCAAAGAUCACUACGCGGCAGACAUCAUUCGAGAAGGCAUCAUUAAAAACUGUGUCGAGAAUCGCAACACAAUGUACCCCGGCCGUAUUGAGGCUUUUGAGGAUUCGUCAGGUUAUUACAUUAAUGACGGCAAAUUCAAACAGAACAAAAUACUCAGUGGUUACAAACGGCCAAGUCUAUUUAAAUGGGUUACGGAAGCACAUAGGCGGUAUCAAGCCCCCUAUACUCGCGGGGUCUUCUUCCACAUGAUGCGCUGGCCAGUAUACCACCAGGAUAGGCGCCUACAAGAAAUCAUCAAGGAACGACGAGAUGAAAUGUCAAGAGUAGAGCCACGCCUUCCAAAUCAGGCCUAUGGCAUACUAAUGCCUAGGUUCCCCGAAAGACAAGUAAACCGACGAGCAGAGGGUUCGACAUGGUAUCCUUGGCCAGACAAUUGUUGGAUUCACGAUCCUCCAACAAAGCCAACGACUUCGGAAAAUGGUACAAAGCCUAAUGCGGAAACAAAGAACCCGGAACGGACAGAGGUCCCAGAACAGACAAAGGACUCUGAUCACACAAAGCAUUCCUCGAAUACAAAGCCCUCGGUCAAGACAUCUACUCAAAUUGCCCCUCAAGAGGACCCCCAAGAAGUUCCUCAAGCCAUCCCUCAAGUGAACAAACAAGACCCGCCACAAGUGGCCCCCGAAUAUAUUCCUCAACCACCUGUUCAAGAGAUCCCUCAAGAGAUUCCUCAAGAGAUUCCUCAAGAGACACCUCAAGAGACACCCCAAGAAACCCCAGCACCUAUACCAACUGAACAACCACAACCUACUACUCAUACAGACGACGAAGGUAACAUGGCGGUGGUAAAACAAACAGUCAAAACGCCGAAGGUCAAGACGCCUCGGCAGAAGUUGAUACCAAUUACCAAGCCGAGGGAACGCUUCAUGCCAGGUCCCGCUGUCUUUCCCAUGGCCGAGACCCUUCUACAAUCUGUCGUCCUCAGCCGUAAACUUGAAGGCGUGCUUUACCCCGAGCCUCGACUUAACUUCUGGGGGAAGAUACGCAAGGCCUACAAGGCCAUGACAGAUGUCGAAGCGCCUCGGGUUCCCUUGCUGCCACCAACCAGCGAUUCGGAUAUCCCUCGCAGCUCCUCUAGGAAGCGCAAGAUCCCGGCUGACUUCAUCCUCCCGCCUAGCAUCAAGAAGGUGGUCACUGGAGGCGAUGUCCCGACCCCGAAGCCUGUCCCGACCCCGAAGCCUGUUCCGACCCCGAGGCCUGUCCCGCCUACGCCUGGAUUCCAGACGAAUGUUAACCCCAGGCCUAAGCCUGCCCCUCGGCCUCAGCCAGUACCCGAGCCUCAGCCUACCCCUCAGCCGGCCCCCCCGGAGCCCACUCCACAACCACCAAAAUUUAAGCCGGCACCUCCUGUUAACCCUUACCCCGUACCUGAACCUCCAGUCUGGCCUCAGCCCAAGCCCCAGCCCCAGGCUGAACCUCAGCCUCAACCCCAGCCCGGCCCUCAGGCCCAGCCCGUACCCCCAGUUCAACCACGGCCCGCGCCCCCGGUUCAACCUAGGCCUCAACCUCAUCCCGCACCCCCGGCUGACCCAGUUCAGCCUCGGCCUGCACCCCAACCUCAGCCUGCACCCCAGGCUGAGCCCACGCCUCGACCUCAGCCCGUGCCCGUGCCCGCGCCCUCACCUUGGCCUCAGCCAGGGCCUCAAUACACGCCCGUGCCCGCGCCUCAGCCAGGGCCUCAAUACCCGCCCGCACCCGCACCCGCGCCUCAGCCUACACCCCAGGCUGAGCCCACGCCCCGACCUCAGCCCGUGCCCGUGCCCGCGCCCUCACCUUGGCCUCAGCCAGGGCCUCAAUACACGCCCGCACCCGCGCCUCAGCCAGGGCCUCAAUACCCGCCCGCACCCGCACCCGCGCCUCAGCCUACACCCCAGGCUGAGCCCACGCCCCGACCUCAGCCCGUGCCCGUGCCCGCGCCCCAACCUUGGCCUCAACCACCAGUCAAGCCCCAUUCGUUGUUCGGCCAAAAACCGGACCCAAGGCCACAGCCACCAGUAGGUCCGGGUAAUGGGCAGGGUUUGUUUGGUCAAAACCCCCCGACUCCCAGCCAGGCCACCCAGACGUACCGCGAAUGGCUCAAGCAGCAGCAAACCACCAAACCAGUGAAUCCCACACCGGACACUCCCUCUCGCUGGAAGUACUCCCCCCUCCCUAGCUUGGAGGAGCAUAUGAAAGCCGAAGAGCUGGAGAAGACCGGCCGCGUCGUAGAGCCGCCGCGCCCGCCCCAGCCCACACCCAAGACAGGCGCAGAGAACCCGCACGUGGACCAACAGGCCUUGGAGCAAGCAUUCCCGCACGGCUGGGCUAAUCUAGGCAAUUGCUUCGGCCUCGACGGCGCCCUGCAAGCCAUCUCCUACAGCAUGCGUCUGCAGGACCCCCAGUCCCUCUGGCUGCCCGCGACCUCGGCCCUGCGCGCCGCGUACGACAACCCAGACUGCUUCGUCGGCACGGACCGGGCCGUCGAGGACCACAACCACUACGGCGUCACCCUGCUCCAGGCCGAGGCCGCCCUGCAGCACUACGUCCGCGAAGACGGGCCCAACCCCCACCACGUCCAGCUGUGCUGCAUCAUCCGCCUGCCUCCCGGCCGCGAGUACUACACGCACAUGAUCCCCGCGCCCAAGUUCACCGGCUCCGCGAAGCCGCGCCAGGUCUGGAUCUACUGCACCGGCGCCAACGAGUUCGCGCCCGUGUUCCCCGUUCCGCCGCCUUCGUAG